Molecule: messenger RNA, 654 nt
Organism: Hydatigera taeniaeformis
Lineage: Eukaryota; Metazoa; Platyhelminthes; Cestoda; Cyclophyllidea; Taeniidae
Source: the annotation of a GenBank genome assembly
AUUUGUGUUCACUACUACGCCCUGCAUCCACCUCCAGAUCUUGAUGCUCCUCUCUCCGAAUGUGGCAUGAACACUGUACCCUCGGAGGGGCUAAAAGUGGCCAUCAAAAAUAACUCAGUGGAGAAUCUGAUUACACAUGAGUCCAAGGUUACUCUCAUUUCUUACUGUGGGCUAGCUCGAAACUUGCCACGUAUCACAGAGUCUAACACCUCAAUGCAGCAUUGGGUGCGAACGCAUUUUGGUGGGCGUUCAACAACUCCACAGCCUACUGCUACGGCUGUCUCGGGAUUCACAAUGCCUACUACCACCGCUUCCUCCACAACUACGAUUGAGAUGAACGGUGUUCCUGUCCACGCCCAUGUAGCCAGUGCCGAGAGGGAGGGCCGUUACACUAAGGCCAAUUCGCCUGUCUGUGAUAAUCGUUCGCGCAACAAGAUUCCCACUCCUUCAUCUGUGCCUCAAAGGUGGGAUUCCCAAAAGAGUGGUACCUCUCCAUCCGACCUUCCAUCAGCGCCGUUACCGCCACACAAGACUUGGGCUCAACGGGUCUAUGUUAACAUGCGUAAUAAGAGUCGGCAAUACCAUCCCACCUCAUUCGUCUUCAUCCUCUCCUUCCUUUUCGUUGAUACCGACUAUUCAUUUUGUCGACAAUAG